AUGUCAUUAAAAGCUAUUGUUUUCGAUAGAGUCUUGGGAAAAUGUUCGGUGAAAAUACUAGAUCAGUUAUUGCUUCCUUACCAAACCCAAUAUUUGACAAUUAAUACAAUUGAUGAUGGUUAUAGAUCUAUCAAGAGCAUGCAAGUGAGAGGUGCGCCUGCUAUUGCUAUUGUUGGUGUAUUAUCGACUUUAAUGGAGUGUCAAUUGCUGUUACAAGAAUCAUUUGUGAAGACACAGUCUUUCUAUGACUUGACUCAACUAGAAAAGAUUUUGAAUGAAAGGCUUGAUUUGUUAUUAAGUUCGAGACCUACUGCAGUUAAUUUAUCGAAUGCGAUCACAGAUCUCCGCAAAUUGAUUUCAAACGACAUCGGCAAGACUUACAAUUCUCUUUUCCAAUAUGCUUGUGAUAUAAUUGACCACGAUUAUGCAGACAAUUUCACAAUGGGAGAAAACGGUGCCAAGCAUUUGUUAGCGCAGUUGGAAAAAGAAGCUUUCGAAGGAGAUUUUGGAGUCUUGACGAUUUGCAAUACAGGUUCACUUGCUACCUCAGGGUAUGGCACAGCGUUAGGUGUUAUCAGAUCUUUAUAUGAGAGAACAAAGAAGCAAAUCAGCGGGGAUGAACAACCAAAGAGGACGAAGACUUCGAAUGCCAAAAUGGUUCGUGUAUUCCCAUUGGAAACACGUCCUUACAACCAGGGAUCCCGCUUAACUGCAUACGAAUUGUUACAUGAUGAAAUUCCAUCCACGUUGAUUACAGACUCAUCCAUUUCAUACCUAGUAUCCACAUCAAAGAUACCUAUCAAAGCUGCAUUCGUUGGUGCUGAUAGAAUAGUUAAGAAUGGUGACACGGCCAAUAAGAUUGGUACUUACCAAUUGUCAAUCGUCUGUAGACACUUUGGGAUCAAGUUUUACGUUGUCGCACCAACUACUACUUUUGAUAGCAAUACAGAAACUGGGGACAAGAUAGUGGUUGAGGAAAGACCUCCAAAUGAGUUCAGAUUUGUUCAAGGUACUCUAAUCGACGGAACUGACCCAACUCCGGUAUUGAACGAAUCCAAGACUCCCGUGAAGGCCAAAGUUGGAAUUACACCUUUAGAUAUGCCAGUAUGGAAUCCAUCAUUUGAUAUCACUCCAUAUACUCACAUCGAUGGUAUUAUAACUGAGAAAGGAGUGUUCGCCAAGGAUGAGAAUGGUAAUUUUCACUUGGAAACUGCCUUCCAGUGA
Kluyveromyces lactis is the source of this 1224-nucleotide messenger RNA. RefSeq names its product S-methyl-5-thioribose-1-phosphate isomerase MRI1 (gene MRI1). Gene Ontology annotation, molecular function: S-methyl-5-thioribose-1-phosphate isomerase activity. The record is from RefSeq and is a predicted model, not a curated record. The coding region runs from base 1 to 1224 and encodes 407 amino acids. NCBI's taxonomy places the organism in Eukaryota, Fungi, Ascomycota, Saccharomycetes, Saccharomycetales, Saccharomycetaceae. The transcript has a single exon.